AUGGCUGAACAAAGUGAUAAGGUGAUAGGUGAAAGUGAGGCAUCAAAUACAGCAAGUCAUGCUGAGAUAACUCUGUCAGCUAAUGCUAAAAGAAGGAGAAAACGAUCUGUUGCUUGGGAUCAUUUUACAGAAGUUGAAACUUCCGAAGGUACGAAAGCAAAAUGUAGCCAUUGCUAUAAGUUGUACUAUUUUAAGUCAAGAGAUGGUACAUCGACUCUUCUUGGUCAUUUGUUGACAUGUCCUAAACUUUCUACUCCUCUUGUUGAUAAAAAACAAUCAACCAUAGGCUUUAAAUCUAUUCUGGGGGGUAGUCAAGGUGAUGUAGCUAUUGUCUCUUGGAAAUUUGACCAAGAAGAGUGUAAGAAGGAUUUAUGUCGUAUGGUAAUAGUUGAUCAGCUUCCUUUUAGCUUUGUCGAAAAAGAAGGUUUUAAAGAAUUUAUGAAAAUGGCUCAACCUCAUUUUUAG
Messenger RNA from Solanum dulcamara, 465 nucleotides. RefSeq names its product zinc finger BED domain-containing protein RICESLEEPER 4-like. Bases 1 to 465 code for a protein of 154 amino acids. Lineage: Eukaryota; Viridiplantae; Streptophyta; Magnoliopsida; Solanales; Solanaceae. The transcript has a single exon. Gene Ontology annotation, molecular function: DNA binding. The record is from RefSeq and is a predicted model, not a curated record.